GCGCUCGAGACCUCUUUCGUGCGGACGAGAUGGGCGGAGCUCCUGCGCGGCGUCAACCACGAGCUGUUCGACACAUUUCGCCAGCUCUUGCCACGGGCAGCGAUUGCAUCGGCGAAUACUGCACAGCGGGACAUGCACUGCCUGCAGUUGUUCGGAGGCCAGAGCGGCGCGCACCAGGUGACGAACUCCGUCUUCGCGAGCGGCUUGCAGGGCUUCGUGUGCGACGACCUCGGAAAGCCCCCCGGCGCCGCCAGCUCGGACGCCAUCAAGUGGGCGCUGCGCGCCCAGCAGCGCGGCUCGGCGUGGGUGGUCAUGACGGCCGCGGCGCCACCCGCGCCCGCCAUUGGGCUCGCCAUAUUGUGUUGGCUGAGGGGUGCUGAGGUGUGCGUGACGGCGCGCUCAGGUCAGACUGCGCCAGUGUGGGAUGCCAUGGCCCGCACGAUCACUCCGAUCUCGUUCACCACGUGCAUGGGCGCGUUUGGCGCUGGGGAGCCGCUGUCGACCAAC
Molecule: messenger RNA, 507 nt
Organism: Prorocentrum cordatum
Lineage: Eukaryota; Dinophyceae; Prorocentrales; Prorocentraceae
Source: the annotation of a GenBank genome assembly